GACGUCGUGAGAACCCCCCUCAAAACGAUGACGUUUUAGAGUAUGGAAUCACCCAAAAGCAGAACAAAGAGAGAAAAGGGGAGAUUUUGAACAUUGGGUAGAAUCAGAGAGAACGGUUUCUCUAAAUCAACAAUGGAUGAGGAAAGAGAAGGAGAGGUAGAGAAGAAGGAAGAAGGAGAAGUGAAGGAAGGAGUAGCUUCAAUAGCUUUAUUGCCAUGUGGUUCCAUCUCUGGCCAUUUCAUUCACAUGCCUCUCUCCAUCUGCUAUGGCCUCCAUGGCACUGAAUUGGCUUGUGAGACUGAGUGCAGCCGUGGUGAGGAUUAUCGGUUGAUGAAGCUCACCAUCAUAGACUACAAUAGAAAGAAGGAACAAACAGUUGUAGUAGAAUGCAAAGGCCACGAUGCUGCUCGAAUCAAUGAUGUUGAGCAUGCUCAUGGUUGGGAGGAAGAUGUGAUUGGGUUAGUGGAAGAAAAGCAUGGGAAGAAGAAAGUAUCUGUUUCGUUCGAGUGUGAGACAUUGAAGGCUGAUCAAGCAGCAGAGGACCAUAUCCGACAGUUUAUGCCCAAACUAGCUGGACUUGAUGCUGUUAUUAACAUUGGACCAAUGAAGAUCACUGGACUUGAUUUUGCUGCUGUGAAAGAGGAACCAUAAUGCAACUUUAACUCUUUCCUUUAUGUUUCAUAUUGUAGAACACAAUCAGAUUUUGUUAGUGCAAUGCAAUCAAGGAUCUAACUUUAUGAAAAAUAACUUACUACAUGCUCUUUCAACGCU
Molecule: messenger RNA, 771 nt
Organism: Brassica napus (rape)
Lineage: Eukaryota; Viridiplantae; Streptophyta; Magnoliopsida; Brassicales; Brassicaceae
Exons: 6
Coding region: 133-651 (172 amino acids)
Source: RefSeq, a predicted model, not a curated record